AAAUGAAACCAACUAAAAACAAGAAGAAGAUUACUAGUAAAACCAUAAACACAGUUAAGUUAGUGACGUUGAAACCUCCGCCCUCUUUCGACGAAUUCGAGGAAGCAUUCUUCUUAUUUCACCUAAACACAUUCAAUUUCUUCAUUUCUUCAAAUUCAAUUUCCCAUUUUCAUUUCAACAAACAAACAAACCAACAAUGUCUCAGCUUCUCCAAACUCCCUUCUUUCCUUCCUCCACCGUACUCCGCCGCUCUCCCACUACACUCCACCGUUCCACAACAAACCACCUCGUCGUCCGCGCCAAGAUCCGCGAGAUUUUCAUGCCCGCACUCAGCUCAACAAUGACAGAGGGCAAAAUCGUCUCAUGGAUCAAAUCCGAAGGCGACAAACUCUCCAAAGGCGAUAGCGUCGUCGUCGUUGAAUCCGACAAAGCUGACAUGGACGUUGAGACUUUCUACGACGGUAUCCUCGCUGCUAUCGUCGUUGAAGAAGGUGGCGUCGCUGCCGUUGGAUCUCCCAUCGCAUUUCUCGCUGAAACUGAAGAGGAUAUCGAACAAGCAAAAUCCAAAGCCCUAUCUUCAUCUUCAUCUUCCUCUUCUUCUCCUUCUUCUGCACCUGCACCUGCGCCUGUGCCUGCAUCCUCACCUGUAGAAUCUCAACCCAAGAAAGUUGCAGAGAAUGUACCUGUGGCGGUUGUUUCGAGGCAUCCGGCGUCUGAAGGAGGGAAGAGGAUUGUGGCGUCACCUUAUGCGAAGAAAUUGGCUAAGGAGUUGAAGGUGGAAUUGGGUCAAAUCCUUGGAACUGGACCUUUGGGGAGAAUUGUGGCUAAAGACGUUGAGGCAUUUGCAGCUUCAGGGAGCUCUUCAGAGAGUGUUGCGGCGGCAGCUCCUGCACCGGUAAAUACUGUAGCUGCUGGUGUUGAGUUGGGAAGUGUGGUGCCGUUCACAACAAUGCAGAAUGCUGUGAGUAGGAAUAUGGUUGAAAGUCUGGUUGUUCCCACUUUUAGAGUUGGUUACACCAUCACCACUGAUGCACUUGAUGCUCUCUACAAGAAGAUCAAGUCAAAAGGAGUUACUAUGACAGCAUUGCUUGCCAAGGCUACUGCACUCGCACUCGCUAAACACCCUGUUAUAAACUCUAGUUGUAGGGAUGGUAAUAGCUUUGUAUACAAUAGCAACAUCAACAUUGCAGUUGCCGUGGCUAUAGAUGGUGGACUGAUUACACCAGUGCUUCAGGAUGCUGAUAAGCUUGAUGUCUAUUCAUUGUCAAGAAAGUGGAAGGAGUUGGUUGAUAAGGCCCGAGCUAAGCAGCUGCAGCCUCAUGAAUACACCACAGGUCCUUUCGCUCUUUCCAACCUGGGAAUGUUUGGAGUUGAUCGCUUUGAUGCUAUUCUUCCUCCUGGAACUGGAGCAAUAAUGGCAGUUGGAACAUCGCAGCCAACUGUUGUAGCUACCAAGGAUGGUCGCAUUGGCAUGAAGAACCAAAUGCAGGUCAAUGUUACGGCAGAUCAUCGAGUAAUCUACGGUUCUGAUCUGGCUUUAUUCUUGCAAACCCUGUCACAGAUUAUUGAGGACCCUAAAGAUCUUACUUUCUAAUCUCAUAUUUCUAUAUUCUAAUGCUGCAUACAAAGGAAAAAGAACUUAUGAUUCCUCUCGUCGUGGGUUAGGGAUUAUUAAUUGUCGAGAAGCACAAACUUAGAAGCCAAAUUACUAUCCACUCAGGAUUGUGCAAAGAGCAGGAGCAGAGUUUUUUUGAGUAGGAAAGCCGAGUAGUUGUUUCUUAAAUGAGAUUGAGUCAUAUGCCAUUUUUCGUUUUUCUCUAAUACUGUCUGAUUAUAAAUUUGUUUUUUGGUUGUUCAUUAUUGUCUAAUAAUGUCCAUUAUUUAUGUGAGAGCAUGGAAUUUGUUUUUAGCAUUGUGUCUAGAAAAUUGAAAUACGUGAGAUUGAGCAAUGAUUAUGUUAUGAAACAAAAAAAAAAAGGUAGUGUGAUGAAGAUAUUACUGCAUAAGUGUGAUUUUUGUGACAUUUUGUAUCAAACUAUCAAUGACAAUGGCUAAUAAAAAAACUGGUUCCACCAAAUUUAGGGCUA
Messenger RNA from Cicer arietinum (chickpea), 2087 nucleotides. RefSeq names its product dihydrolipoyllysine-residue acetyltransferase component 5 of pyruvate dehydrogenase complex, chloroplastic. Gene Ontology annotation, cellular component: chloroplast envelope; pyruvate dehydrogenase complex; chloroplast thylakoid. Gene Ontology annotation, molecular function: dihydrolipoyllysine-residue acetyltransferase activity. NCBI's taxonomy places the organism in Eukaryota, Viridiplantae, Streptophyta, Magnoliopsida, Fabales, Fabaceae. Gene Ontology annotation, biological process: pyruvate decarboxylation to acetyl-CoA. The record is from RefSeq and is a predicted model, not a curated record.